Molecule: messenger RNA, 1945 nt
Organism: Zingiber officinale
Lineage: Eukaryota; Viridiplantae; Streptophyta; Magnoliopsida; Zingiberales; Zingiberaceae
Product: signal peptidase complex catalytic subunit SEC11C-like
Exons: 8
Coding region: 729-1421 (230 amino acids)
Cellular component (GO): signal peptidase complex; membrane
Molecular function (GO): serine-type endopeptidase activity
Source: RefSeq, a predicted model, not a curated record
GCCCUGCCCUAUAUGCUGAUACAAAUGAAUCAAGCAACGAGGAUUGAAAAUUCCGACUUGUGCAUGUUGUGACAAUCCGAGCUCCAAUCCGGGCAGUCCCUGUUUCUGUCCUCUCAGAAUCGACGCGAAGCUCAUCGGAUUGAUGCUGUUCCCAGGCCAUUCCAACCCGUUAAACCCGACCCUCGGCAAACUCGCCGCCAAGGGCAUGCCCCCAUCACCGCCUUGAAUCCGUCGACGGGCGGCAGCCACAACUCCGGGUGCGACCUAACGCCAAACGCCCCUUUUCUGCCCCAAUUCGUGGAGCUUGCUUUGGUGGAGGCCGGCGGACGCCGGCGGCGGCUAUGAUGGAGGGCUCUGCCUGCUGGAGCAACCACCGGAUGGUCUCGCCGUCGGACUAGUGCCCCAGCUCCCGGGUGAGCUGGAAGAUCCGAGCGGCGCAGAAUCAUUCCGGAAAUCCAACGGCCGAGAAACGCGCUGCGACGUGGCACGCAGAAGUUACCCCUCCAGACGGAAGUUUCUCUCCGCGCUAUAAAAUGUACGUUUCUUUCCUUAAAAGUUAAAACCGAACCUUUGCAAGCUGUGACAGCUUCCGGCGGAGGAGCGGGAGAAACAGCAAUCGCGAUGGGUUGGAUCGCCGACGCCUUCGAUUCCUUACGCUCUCUCGACAUCCGGCAAGCCCUAACUCAAUUAGUCAACCUCGGUAUGGUCGUCGCGUUGGCCGUGAUGGCAUGGAAGUGUUUGAUUUGCGUCACCGGAACGGAAUCGCCGGUGGUGGUCGUCCUUUCUGGAAGCAUGGAACCUGGUUUUCAGAGGGGCAAGCAAGUGCAGGUGGCUUCUGUGACUGUGAGGGUGAUAUUCUAUUCUUGAAUAUGGGAAAGGAGCCUAUUCGUGCAGGUGAAAUUGUUGUAUUUAAUUUUAAUAGAAGUGAAAUUCCGAUUGUUCAUCGAGUAAUUGAGCUCCAUGAACGACAAGACACGAGAGAGAUUUCUAUUCUAACAAAAGGUGAUAAUAAUGACGAGAACGAUAGAGUCCUGUAUGCUAAAGGUCAUCUUUGGCUUCAGAAGCAACAUAUAAUGGGCAGGGCCAUAGGGUUUCUACCGUAUGUCGGUUGGAUUACCAUUGUCCUCACAGAGAUUCCAGUCAUUAAGGUACGACAUAAAAUAACAAGGAGCAUUAGCUACUGCUUAUGCUUGUCCAUGCCAUUGUUUUACUGGAUCAAUGACUUUCGAGCAAAGUACAUGGUAGUUUGUUUGUGUUUCGUAAUCUCCUCCUUCAUAUGCAUCUCUAUAAGAACAUCAACCUGCCCCCGGGAUUAUGGUACAGCGGCAGGGCAUUCAGGUUGUCACCUAUGCACUCGCGGUUCGAGCCCCAGUUAUAGUGAAUUUGUAGGAUUUUUUUCUCCAAAUGGGACACGCAACUAAAGAAUGCUGGGCUCCUGGACUGCCUGCUGCGAACGCUUCCCGAUUUAUCCUGGUGGACAGAGCGAAACUUUCAUGGGAUCGGACCGGUCAUCCCAGGCUUGAUGUUACCCAGUCUGGUUAAUUAUUUUUCUAUAAGAACAUCAACCCAUGUUAAUCUCAACUGUUUGUAGCUACGCGGACCGUUUGUUUCCCUCUGUCGAAUUAUGUUUUCUUUCGCUACGAAAACACCACUACAUAACUGCUUAGGGCUAAUUGAGUUGUUCUGAUUUUCGCAGUACUUGCUCAUUGGGGCUCUUGGUUUGUUUGCUCUAACCUCAAAGGAGUAGAGGAGAAGAAGCAAAGCAUUCGAGAAUUUAUGAUCGAAAUAAAUUGUUAUAUUUUCUUUAUGAUUUUCUAUAGAAAAUUAUAAUUAUAAAGAUUAGCAAUGAUACUGAUAAUUACAAUUGUGGUCUGUAUGUGCAAUUCUGCUAUAACUAACAGAUUUGGUGUUAAAUUUAAUAUCCCUCCGGCGUAGACUUAAUUUU